Molecule: messenger RNA, 1464 nt
Organism: Arabidopsis arenosa
Lineage: Eukaryota; Viridiplantae; Streptophyta; Magnoliopsida; Brassicales; Brassicaceae
Source: the annotation of a GenBank genome assembly
AAAUUUACUAGUAUUGCAUUAACCUCUAUGGAGACACUGUCAUGCAGCUAAACCGAACGCUGCAGGGCGUGUCUUCAAAAGCUGGUGUCGGGAGGAAAAGAUGUACCGACUUCGACGCUCAGACGUGGCUAAGCACCGCGCUUACAAACACGGAGACUUGCCGACGCGGCUCCUCCGAUCUCAACGUCUCAGAUUUCAUCACACCCAUUGUUUCAAACACAAAAAUCUCUCACCUCAUCAGAAACUGCUUAGCCGUCAACGGAGCUUUCUUGACCGCCAGAAAAAACGACAGCACCACCGGUGAUGCAAGGGGUUUCCCGACGUGGGUUUCCGGUAAAGAGAGGAGACUUCUGCAAUUGCAAUCAGUGCGUGCCAAUCUCCUGGUGGCCAAAGAUGGGUCGGGACAUUUCAAGACGGUGCAAGCGGCUAUUGACGUGGCUGGCCGUAGAAAGGUGACGUCAGGGAGGUUCGUGAUAUAUGUAAAACGAGGGAUAUAUCAAGAAAACAUAAAUGUGCUUCUAAAUAACGAUAACAUAAUGUUGGUCGGAGAUGGAAUGAGAUUCACCAUUAUCACCGGUGGUCGAAGUGUUAAAGGAGGUUACACCACUUACAGUUCCGCCACUGCCGGUAUCGAGGGACUUCAUUUCAUAGCUAAAGGCAUAGCGUUCCGGAACACGGCGGGUCCGGCCAAGGGACAGGCCGUGGCACUACGGUCAUCCUCGGACCUCUCAGUCUUCUAUAGAUGCUCAAUCGAAGGAUACCAAGACACACUGAUGGUCCAUUCGCAACGCCAGUUUUACCGUGAGUGCUACAUUUACGGAACCGUCGAUUUUAUCUUCGGAAACGCAGCCGUAGUUUUUCAAAACUGUCUCAUCCUCCCUCGUCGGCCACUCAAAGGUCAAGCCAAUGUAAUAACCGCGCAAGGUCGUACUGAUCUAUUUCAGAACACAGGGAUCUCUAUCCAUAACUCAAUAAUCUUACCGGCUCCUGAUCUAAAACCGGUGGUCCGUAGCGUUAAAACGUAUAUGGGCCGACCUUGGAUGAAGUACUCGCGUACCGUGGUUCUUAAGACGUAUAUAGAUAGUGUUGUAAGUCCGGUCGGGUGGUCUCCGUGGACUAAAGGUUCGACGUAUGGUCUCGACACGCUGUUCUAUGCGGAAUAUAAGAAUAUUGGACCGGCUUCAUCCACGAGGUGGCGAGUCCGUUGGAAAGGGUUUCAUGUCUUGAGUAAAUCCUCCGAUGCAUCUGCUUUCACUGUUGGAAAAUUCAUAGCUGGUACUGCGUGGCUCCCAAGCACUGGCAUACCUUUCACUUUAGAACUCUAGAGGCCGUCUUUGGUUUUUCAUGCUUUAAUUACAAUGAUGUCAAAUUUUGCACUUAUAUAAUUCAUUAUUACAAAUCAUGUCCUAUUUCACUCUCAUUUGACUGAAAGUGGAGAGGCGGGUAUAAAAGACUCGAAACUGU